AUUCACACCACCAAGCAACCCCUUUUCUAUCUCUUUCUCUCUCACGCACAUAUAUGUUAUAUUGUAUGUAUGUAUGUUUCUUUGAUUACUUAUAAUAAUAAUUAAGGCGUUUGUUAGCCAAAACGUUGCAUCAAUCGCAGGUGCAAAGUCUGUCCCAACUCUCCAACUCUAUAACGGAAAACACUACAUCGAUCUCUCAUCUCUACUCUUCUCUUCCCCCAUAUAUUCUCUAUUUGUCCUCAUUCUUCUUCAUAUCCCUUGCCUCUGAACUCAUCUCUCUCUUAUUAUUUAUGUCUAUUAAAGUCUUGACUCUACGUUCUUUAGUUUUUGUCUGAUAGAAAGAAUUGCUCAUCUAUCAGCUAGGGUUUUGAUCUGCUCUAUAAUAUACAAACUUUGUUCUUUUUUGGUUAUAUUUAUAUUCAUUUUUAUUUAAGAUAAGAUGUGCACAAGGGGCCAUUGGAGACCUGCUGAAGAUGAGAAGCUUAGGGAGUUGGUGGAACGCUAUGGACCCCACAAUUGGAACGCCAUAGCUGAAAAACUCCAAGGAAGAUCAGGAAAGAGCUGUAGGUUGAGAUGGUUCAAUCAGUUGGAUCCAAGGAUUAACAGAAGCCCUUUUACAGAAGAGGAAGAAGAGAGGCUUUUGGCAUCUCACCGGAUUCAUGGGAACCGAUGGGCUGUAAUCGCAAGGCUAUUCCCUGGUCGCACUGACAACGCAGUGAAGAACCAUUGGCAUGUCAUCAUGGCAAGAAGGUGCAGAGAGAGAUCUAAACUUUAUGCAAAAAGGGCUGCUCAAACAUUAAUGAAUGACCAAAAAUCACCUUUAAAGCAAGAGGUCCAGAUGAUGAACUGUGAGAAAAGAAUCACUACUAAUGCUUCUUUUGUUGAGAAAUGCCGUGAACGAUUUCAGUACCCUUUCACAUAUAAUUACUGUCCCCCGUUUCCAAAAGACUUGCUUUCUCAACGUCUAGCUCCUUGUAUCAACCCACGUCAAGAGAAAAAGCAGCCAAUUGAGUUUUAUGACUUUCUACAAGUAAAUACUGAGUCUAAUGGUAGUGAAGUGAUAGACAAUCCAAGAAGAGAUGACGAGGAGGUGGAUCAGGAAGCCAAGGAACAACAGAGCAAGGCUGUUGUCCCGUUCAUAGAUUUCUUAUCUGCUGGAAGUUCGUAGCAUGGUUGUGUUGUCUGAAUUAUGAUCUUGAUCGAUGACACUUACUGUAAAACAAUCACUUACAUUUACUUAUUCCUAACUAAAUACCCCCAUCACCCAGAUGCAUGUUGCAACUGAACUGACAGAAUAUAUUUAAAGAGAGGUGUAGCAUGUAGGCAUAUACUUAGAAGAGUUGAAGCUUUAUGUGAAGUGUUUGUAUAUGACACACUGGAGGAAAGCAGGGAUGACUAAACUAUAUAUAUGCACCUCUGACCUCCCUGGUUCUUAAA
Messenger RNA from Quercus lobata, 1437 nucleotides. RefSeq names its product transcription factor MYB52-like. Gene Ontology annotation, biological process: regulation of DNA-templated transcription. Bases 440 to 1168 code for a protein of 242 amino acids. Gene Ontology annotation, molecular function: DNA-binding transcription factor activity, RNA polymerase II-specific; RNA polymerase II cis-regulatory region sequence-specific DNA binding. Lineage: Eukaryota; Viridiplantae; Streptophyta; Magnoliopsida; Fagales; Fagaceae. The record is from RefSeq and is a predicted model, not a curated record. The transcript has 3 exons. Gene Ontology annotation, cellular component: nucleus.